AUGUCCACUGGCUCCGCAGCGAGCGACCCCGAGGACUAUGAGACGUGUUUCAGGCGAGCCGCAGACCCUCUGGGGAGGGCUGUGAGGAAGACGACCUGCUACGACCCUCACCCAUACUCGGACGAGGAGCCGGAGGACAAGCAGGAGCGCAGGGUCUCCAGGGCGCACCAGAGGGAGGCGCGCCAGACGCAGAGGAACGCGGCCAACGCCAGGGAGAGGGCGAGGAUGAGAGUGCUGAGCAAAGCCUUCUCCCGGCUGAAGACCACCUUGCCCUGGGUCCCGGCGGACACCAAGCUGUCCAAGCUGGACACCCUGCGCCUCGCCUCCAGCUACAUCUCCCACCUGAGGCAGCUGCUGCAGGAGGACCGCUUCGAGAACAGCUUUGCGCGCCCAGUCAGUCUGACGUGGCCUUUCAUGAUGUCAGUCCGCUCCGAGGACCAGGACAUCUCCACUGCUGCGGUUCGACUCUGUGGAGCUACAGCAUAA
Molecule: messenger RNA, 486 nt
Organism: Limanda limanda (common dab)
Lineage: Eukaryota; Metazoa; Chordata; Actinopteri; Pleuronectiformes; Pleuronectidae
Gene: msc
Product: musculin
Exons: 2
Coding region: 1-486 (161 amino acids)
Biological process (GO): regulation of transcription by RNA polymerase II; skeletal muscle tissue development
Molecular function (GO): protein dimerization activity; RNA polymerase II transcription regulatory region sequence-specific DNA binding; DNA-binding transcription factor activity, RNA polymerase II-specific
Source: RefSeq, a predicted model, not a curated record